GUAUUAAACUGCGGUCGGCGUGUUUGGCAGGAGUUUCAGAGGAAAAAUAAACGGCGCGUCUCGGGCCGCGUGCGUGAACUUCGUUUGUGCUUAAAAAUGGGUAAAAACAAGAAAAAACAAAAGGACUUCCAGAAAGUUAAGUUGAGAGUCGGUCGGAAACUCCCGCAAGCACUGAACACGACAGACACGAGUUUCAAAACGAAGAAAAUCGUCCUGCGCGACAGACCCUCGAAGCCGGCAAGUGGCGAGCCGACCACAGCUCGGAAGCUAAACAUUCAGGAUCUCAUUGCCAGGCUCCACCACUACAACGCAGCGAGCCGUCUAGACGCCCUGACGGGUCUCAAGGAACUCGGCAUCAGUCAUCCGGAGACCUUUGCACUGCACCUCAAGGCACUGCUUGAAAUCUUGGGCACCACCUGUUCCGACAAAGAAGGCGGCGUUCGACGAGCUGCCCUGAAGGUCCUGCGGCUGGUGCUGGGAUCCGUGUCUGCCGACCGCCUCUCACCCUUUGGCCCCCUACUCCUCUCUCACCUGGGCUGCGCCACCAACCACCUGUGCCCCGACGUCCGCCACGACGCGCUCGACCUGCUCGGUGUUUUGCUGGACUGCGUGCCGGCCCUGGUCGUCCGCGCUCCCUACGGCACGCUGCGCAACUUCCUCAACAUGAUCUCCGCCAGCGCCGAGACGCAGUCGUCGGUGCCGCCAGCCAAGCGGCGACGCAUUCUCUCGUCUCAGCCGGGACGCCGGACCACCAACCGCGUCGCCUGGGCGCGGGUGCUCUUGCGGCUCGAGCGUUUCCUGCAGGCCGCACUGCUCGUCAACUUCCCUUCGUCACCACUGGUGCAUUCGAAGCCGCCCUUUAGGUUGCACGCCGGACUGCUCUCUGAGAAGUCGGAUGGUACGGGCCGGGCCGGCGGACGCGAGUUUGCGGAGGAACUGGUCCCGCUCCUGCUUGACAUGUGGGUCGAAGCGGAUCCUUCUUCGGGGGACGCCGCUGAGAGGGACUCUCUCGUCUUGAUGGACAGCAUCCUGAGCGUGCUUCUCCUCGUGGCUGAGUGGCUGAGGAGAGAGAACAAGGCAAACGUGCAGUGGUUCGAGGACUCCUUCGGCAAGCAGUUGCUGUCCCACUUCAGUCCACGCUUCCCCUAUUCCCAGGACUGCUUUCCUGCCCUUCCGAGUAACAGAAAGAAGGGCAAGAAGGAGCCCGCCCUAAAUAGACAGGUCUCGGUGACGGCGAUUAACCUCGGCGUGUGCGAGGUUCUUGCGGGGCUCGCCGGUGUCCAAACCCCGGACCAGACCCCCCGGGAGGUGUCCUUCCUCCGGGAGCUUGUCGGCAGCGGGCAGGUUCGCUCGUCGGACGUUCGGAAGGUGGUGAAGAUCACCAACCUCCUCUUGCCCCGACUCUCCGCCAGAGACUGUCGGCAACUGGCGGAAGCCAUGUUCUCCCUGUACGAGGACAGUGACAUCCUGCAACCCAAGGACUUCCAACUGGUCCUGGCCUUCUUUCACAGACUACUGCUGAAGUGGCACUCAAUCCAAGAAGCCGUGAUUCCCGUGCUGGCCGAGUUCCUGCGUAGCCUUCCCAGGCAGGCGGUUGGCCCGGCCCACCACUGCGACCCCGGCGUGCUGUCCUUUGUGGGCAAGGUGGCGCAGCUCCGCCUGCCAGAGUUCCUGGAGGGACUGCAGGCCUGCAGCCUCCAGGUCAUCCAGUUGCUCGACCAGUUGCCCGGGGAAGAUCAGCAGAGGACCGUGGUGGAGCUGGUGUACAGGGUGCCCAACCUGGAGUUUGCCCACUUCGAGGCUCUGUUUGCGGCCAUCUCGUCACCCCUGCCACACGGCACCGUCUGCUACCUGCUAGACCUGUUGCUGGCCAGGCUUCCAGAGGAGAAGAGCAAUGGCACCUUCAUGGCUGCCUAUGCAAGCUUCUUACUGAGCCUCCUUACCGGCAUGUCAAAGAAGAGAGGUGCAUUUGUGAAGAACAUCUGGGCCGACGACUCCUCUCUGCUGGUGUUGAAAGAGCUCCUGCCCGAACUCUGCCACAUUCCGGUUGUUCCCGUGGACUGCGAUGAACUCGCAGACCACACUCAAGUCGCUGAGAGGGUGGUCACAGCCUUGGAGGCAUUUCCAGGGGACUGGGAUCUCAGCCAGAUUCUGCACCCAUUUAUGGAGCGAUUCCUGGAAACAUACCCGCAACUGUCGUGCGGUGCCGCGCUCUCCUUGCUGCACUUGGCUGGGCGCCGGAAGAUGUUGACGCCUCCUUCCGUCGUCCUCUGCGUGGCACUCGCCUCGAGCCUGCUCUGCGUGGCAGCGUCGCUUCUGUCGACUCCGGCUACGGCUGCGGCUGCCGACCUGAUCGUGAACGUGGUCGCCGCGUACCUUGUGCGCUGCCAGGGCGCUCUCGGCGACGUACUGACUCAACUGGUGCAGCUGCUUCAAAUCCCCCUGUCCACACCGUGCCUAGAGGUGGCAUGUGGUAGCAUCUGCCUGCUCUCACGGUACGGCCUCCUGGCGGGAUCCCACAGGGCCAUGAUCCUGGCAGUUCUUAACGCUGCAAAGAUGGAGAAUGUGGAGCUUUGCCACCACCCGUGGUACAACGCAACUGUUGCCGAGCUCUGCAAGGCGGACGGAUCCCAGCACACCGCUGCCGGCGCCAUCGUCUACGGAAGGCACGUUUGAGACAGAAAUGGGAAACCCCUUUUCACUGGCGAGAGAACUUUUAUUGCGAACCGUCACAUCGUUUUAAAAAAAGUGGGGAAGGGAACAGUAUGCACGUCGUGUGAACAGCUUCGAUAAUAAAUAAGACACUCAAAGACGG
Ixodes scapularis (black-legged tick) is the source of this 2815-nucleotide messenger RNA. Its product is annotated as testis-expressed protein 10. The transcript has 15 exons. Bases 97 to 2676 code for a protein of 859 amino acids. The record is from RefSeq and is a predicted model, not a curated record. Lineage: Eukaryota; Metazoa; Arthropoda; Arachnida; Ixodida; Ixodidae. Gene Ontology annotation, cellular component: nucleus; MLL1 complex.